GUGAAAACAGAGUCACCACACGCCAGCGUUGCGGAGCUCACCUUAAUUGCCGUUAAACCUGGUCCUCGGGGAUUUCCAAGGAAAAAGUUGCCGUCUGUUUGGUUCAUCAGUUCUACACAAGUGCCAACGGCCUGUGGGCGUGAUGUUCCGGGCAGACCAGUGAAGUGCUUACUCAGUUCUCUUUUCCGAUUCCCUCUGGAAGCACCAUGCGGUCCAAGCUCCAUUUCGUGGUCAUGGGAACUCUUCCAGCGCUGUUGUUGAUUGGUCGUGUUUGCUGCAAGAACAUUAAUACCUUCGCUGGUCCGUACAUCGUGAACCUCCGUAUGCUGGAGGCAUGCCCAUCUGAUGGAACCCUCGAAAUAAAUGUUCGACCAACCCACUUUAACCCCAGCAGACCUUUCGACCUGCAGCUGUUGACGGGAAAUGUAUCCGUGAAGGAAGACAUAGAAGACCGUUUCUACGCAAACAUCAACGUGGCCGUGUGGGCCAACAACCAGUGGAAGGAAAAUUUCUUCAUCAUGACCUUUCCUCAGUGCGGCUGCACCGCGGCGCGCGAGCAGGCACCCGACGUGUUCCGCAUCAUCGCGGACCACAGCGGGGCGGAGAUGGACAAGAAGAAGCCCUGCCGCAUACCGCCGGGAUUCUACGUCCUGAAAAACGAACCAGUCAAUUUGAACUUUCCCUACUUCAAAGUUAUGCCUUACGGGCGUUACAUGGCUCGGAUAAAAACGCGAUACCGAAACAGCAACGUAACUCGCUUUUGUUUGACAUUCGAUUUCGAGAUGGUACAGAAGCCCUCGUAGCCCGAAGCACAGGAGGCCUCGGCAGAAGA
This is a messenger RNA of Thrips palmi, 832 nucleotides long. RefSeq lists its product as uncharacterized. Bases 207 to 803 code for a protein of 198 amino acids. The record is from RefSeq and is a predicted model, not a curated record. Lineage: Eukaryota; Metazoa; Arthropoda; Insecta; Thysanoptera; Thripidae. The transcript has 5 exons.